Caretta caretta (loggerhead turtle) is the source of this 859-nucleotide messenger RNA. RefSeq names its product ATPase H+ transporting V1 subunit G3 (gene ATP6V1G3). Gene Ontology annotation, molecular function: ATP hydrolysis activity; proton-transporting ATPase activity, rotational mechanism. Gene Ontology annotation, biological process: synaptic vesicle lumen acidification. Gene Ontology annotation, cellular component: synaptic vesicle membrane; vacuolar proton-transporting V-type ATPase, V1 domain; vacuolar proton-transporting V-type ATPase complex. NCBI's taxonomy places the organism in Eukaryota, Metazoa, Chordata, Testudines, Cheloniidae. The record is from RefSeq and is a predicted model, not a curated record.
GUAUAUAAUUCCCCCUUCACUCCCAGUUAUUACAAAGGCACACCAGACCCAAAAAUCAGCAUGACCAGCCAGUCUCAGGGAAUCCAGCAACUUUUACAGGCAGAAAAACGUGCAAAAGACAAACUAGAAGAAGCCAAAAAGAGAAAGGGAAAGAGACUGAAGCAAGCCAAAGAAGAAGCCAUAGCAGAGAUAGACCACUACAGGUUACAGAGGGAGAGGGAAUUCAGGCACAAACAAUCUAAUAUAAUGGGAUCCCAAGGUAACCUCUCCACUAAAAUAGAAGAGCAAACAACAGAAAAAAUCCGAGACAUCACCAGUAGCUUCCACAAGUAUAUGGAAAACAUAAUGAAACAACUUUUGAACAUUGUAUAUGACAUCAAGCCUGAAAUCCACCCAAACUACAGAGACACAGUUUAAAUCCCAUUGAUGUGUGCAUGUAUCAACAGAAGGCACACAGUUUUCCUAGUAACCCAAAUCAUCAUCUCCUUUAUGGGAUUGUCUGUACGUGAAAGAGAAACACUAAGCCCAAAGCACACAGCUAUACACAAAAAUUUUUAUGUGACAAAAUUCUACGAGGUUUCCCAAGAAUUUGGUGGAAUGGAUUUGUUUUUCCUAUUGAUAGCUAUUACCCUGUCAUUUAAAUAGUAGAAAGUUGACAACAGCAGAACAAGUGAUUAUUUGACACUGACAGCUUUUUAGUGGGUGUCUUUAUUUCUUUUCUUAUAUAAAGUGUUCUGUACUACUUGGGGUAUUGCAUGAAAUUGUUUGUCCCAAUCCUUAGUACAUUUAAAAUGAUCAGAUAUGUAAUAAUGUUUCAUUUUACUUAAAAUUAAAGAACUUCUUUCUUGUUUUGAGCAAA